Orbicella faveolata is the source of this 724-nucleotide messenger RNA. RefSeq names its product peptidyl-tRNA hydrolase 2, mitochondrial-like. Gene Ontology annotation, cellular component: cytosol. The record is from RefSeq and is a predicted model, not a curated record. NCBI's taxonomy places the organism in Eukaryota, Metazoa, Cnidaria, Anthozoa, Scleractinia, Merulinidae. Gene Ontology annotation, molecular function: peptidyl-tRNA hydrolase activity.
AUUCUUAAAAAAAACAAUCGUAAAAAGGGCGCAAAAAGGCGCUAAAGAAAAGGUCUGAAUCGGUAGAAGAAUUGAAAAAUAGUGGACAGAAUGGAAUAUUUUGUGAAGCAAAUAGGAGAAUUUAGUGGGUCGGCUAUUUUAAUAUUAGCUCUUCUAAUAGGCCUUUCCACAGGCUGGUUUUUGAGAGGACAGAUAAACAUAAACGGCGCUUUGAAUGAACAGCCAGCAAUGUUGGAUUUGGCAAAUGGAUUUGGUGAAUACAAGAUGGUUUUAGUGGUUAGACAAGAUCUUGGAAUGGGGAAAGGAAAAGUUGCUGCACAAUGCUGUCAUGCUGCGGUUGGUCUUUGUAAACAGCUGGAAAAGAGUAACCCCAAGCUUCUACAUCAAUGGGAACAAACAGCUUGUGCUAAAGUUGUUGUAAAGGCACCAGAUGAAACAACACUAGUGGACCUCACAAGAAAAGGAAGAUCUUUGGGUUUAGAGACAUGUCUUGUAAAAGAUGCAGGCAGGACACAAAUAGCCCCUGGUUCUAAAACUGUCCUUGGUGUAGGACCAGGCCCAGUUGAUCUGGUGGAUAAAGUGACAGGCCAUCUAAAGUUGUAUUGAAAAUCAAUAACGUGGGAUCUUAUUUUUAUUAUUUAGCAAAACCAAUUCUGCUGUAUAUGACCAUUUCUUAAGCGGUGUAUAUUUAUCUAGAAAAUAAAACUUCCAACUUCUCUUGGCA